AUGUCGAGGGUGUAUCUAAGUUCGGAAGGCAACGAAAUGCGCUUGAACUGGAUUGAUCCCGCACAAGGUUGGAUGCCGUAUCUGGUCACAACGGUUGAUAUGUGCGCCCAAUAUGGACUCUGUGGUGCAUAUGGAAUCUGUAACAUCAACAGUUCUCCUGCAUGCAGUUGUAUGGAAGGGUUUGAACCAAUAUUUCCAGUGCAAUGGAUUGCAGGAAAUUGGUCAGGUGGCUGUCAACGUGAAAAAUCGUUAAAUUGUGGGAAUGAGGAUGCGUUUCGAAAACUUUCAGGUGUGAAAUUGCCAGAUACCCGACAUUCAUGGUAUGAUCUGCGCACGGGCUUAAGAAAAAUAGCAGUGAAGCGGUUGUCGGAAACUUCUACGCAAGGACUUGACGAGUUUAUGAAUGAGGUUAGAUGUAUUCACCGGCUUCAGCACCGAAAUCUAGUGAAGCUUCUGGGAUUCUAUGCUUAA
Messenger RNA from Helianthus annuus (common sunflower), 471 nucleotides. RefSeq names its product G-type lectin S-receptor-like serine/threonine-protein kinase At4g27290. Bases 1 to 471 code for a protein of 156 amino acids. Gene Ontology annotation, biological process: recognition of pollen. The transcript has a single exon. The record is from RefSeq and is a predicted model, not a curated record. Lineage: Eukaryota; Viridiplantae; Streptophyta; Magnoliopsida; Asterales; Asteraceae.